Molecule: messenger RNA, 3083 nt
Organism: Hippocampus zosterae (dwarf seahorse)
Lineage: Eukaryota; Metazoa; Chordata; Actinopteri; Syngnathiformes; Syngnathidae
Gene: tor3a
Product: torsin family 3, member A
Exons: 6
Coding region: 117-1229 (370 amino acids)
Cellular component (GO): nuclear envelope; endoplasmic reticulum lumen
Molecular function (GO): ATP hydrolysis activity; ATP binding
Source: RefSeq, a predicted model, not a curated record
GUGGCGGCUACUUCCGGUGUGUAAGUCGAGCACUGUGCGGUAGAAGUAGGCGAGCUAGCUGAGCUACGUUUCAUUGGAGGCAAUCUAGUAACGGCGCUUGACCGACCUCUUCACUCAUGUUUUCCCGCUUUGUGUCUUUCCUGCCGCUUCUUGUGCUGGCCGCUCCCGCACACGCUCACGUCUUCAACCUGGACACGCUGUCCAACGCGUCCUUGUACUAUUUUAACUACAUUUACUGCAACAUUUGGGAGGGCGAGUGUCAGCCUCACCAGGAUGAUGCGACGCAGCAAGUUCCUACCAGGGACUUUUGGGCCGGUUUCCCCCAGGAUUACACGGAACUGCUGUACCGCUGGUACUGCAACCUGGGUCAGUGCUGCGAGUCUGGAGACUGCAGGGUGACCAACAACAUCACUGGUUUGGCUCACGAUCUCCAGAACAAGUUGCAUGGGCAGCACUUGGCCCAGUCUGUGGUUCUGAAAGCAAUCCAGGGUUUCAUCAACCACCCAGAGUCCAACAAACCCCUCACGCUCUCCUUCCACGGCUGGUCGGGUACCGGGAAGAACUUUGUGGCCCGAAUGGUUGCUGAUAAUCUUUAUCGUGACGGGGUGAAGAGCGAGUGUGUCCGCCUGUUCAUCGCCCCGUUUCACUUUCACCACGCCAGGAUGGUGGACACGUACAAGGGUCAGCUGAAAGACGCCAUCCGGGACACCGUCCUCCGAUGUUCCCAGACUCUGUUCAUCUUCGAUGAGGCCGAGAAAUUGCACCCGGGCCUCAUCGACGCCAUCAAACCAUACAUGGCCCACUACGACAACGUGGACGGGGUCAACUACCGAAAGGCCAUCUUCCUCUUCCUCAGUAAUAUCGGAGGAGGAGCGAUCAACGAUGUCGCAUUGGACUUUUGGCACUCUGGUCAGAACCGAGAAGACAUUGGGAUGGAGGAUUUGGAACACCGACUACGAGCCGAAACAAUGGAAGCUCAAGGCGGUUUUUCGAAGAGCGAGCUGAUGUCCGGUCACCUGAUCGACUUCUUCGUGCCCUUCCUACCUCUGGAGUACCGUCACAUCAAGCUGUGCGCGAAGGACGCCUUCGCCGCGCGAGGCCUGCAGACCGACGAGGCCACGCUGGAUGAGGUGGCCAAGGCCAUGCUCUACAUUCCCAAGGAGGAGAGACUGUUCUCGGCCCAGGGAUGCAAAUCCAUCCCUCAGCGGAUCAACUUCUUUCUUCCUUAGAAGAUAUGAGAGAGAGAGAGAGACACGUCUGGAGUAGAUGUGCGGUGCGCGCCCUUACGGGUACGAAACACGCAAUUCCAGGUUACUCGUGCACGGUUACCAAGAGCACUUCCUACAUGAGCGGGAUGAACAAAGGGCCGUCGCAUCAGUCGCGCGGGAGCGAAGGAGUGCGCGGCUCUUUGUUACAGAUGCUCGCUUGACACGAACACCACACGGUUGACAACAGUGGGGGAAGUCAUUAUCAAAGGUUUGCUUACGAAGAAAAAUUAACAUAGAGGGCAGUAAAAGUUUUCAUGUUGCAAUUGAAUGGAAAGGCUAGUCACCAGUUUUUGAAGACCCACAUGAUGUUGUGUUCAAUUAUUACAUGCACACUGAAUCUACCAAAUGAAAUAAUUGACACUCCUUUCACCGUGAAAAAAAACACAUUUUGAGUCCGCCUUAUUUUUGUUCUUUUGUAAACAGUAGAAUGAAGAAAGUUUUAACAAUGCAACCAUUUCUAUCUGUUGACUGACUGAUCUCAUCUAGGGUGGCCCGGUAGUCCAGUGGUUAGCACGUUGGCUUCACAGUGCAGAGGUACCGGGUUCGAUUCCAGCUCCGGCCUCCCUGUGUGGAGUUUGCAUGUUCUCCCCGGGCCUGCGUGGGUUUUCUCCGGGUGCUCCGGUUUCCUCCCUCAUUCCAAAAACAUUGCGUGGCAGGCUGAUUGAACACUCUAAAUUGUCCCUAGGUGUGAGUGCGAAUGGUUGUUUGUUUCUGUGUGCCUUGCGAUUGGCUGGCAACCGAUUCAGGGUGUCCCCCGCCUAUUGCCCGAAGACAGCUGGGAUAGGCUCCAGCACCCCCCGCGACCCUAGUGAGGAUCAAGCGGCUCGGAAGAUGAUGAUGAUCUCAUCUAAAAUGGCAAUCACUACCAUCUACUGGUGGUUGUGCAUCAGUAAAGCUGUUGUCCCCCCCCCCCCAAGCUUGAAAUUAACAUUGGAGCAUCUUUAGACUUGUGUAAAGAAAGACCCGAAAAAAUGGAUUCAACUCCUUAACUGCGCUAAAGGAAAUGUUGAGGGGGAAAACUGAAAGGUAAUUAUUAUUAUUUUAUUUUUUUUACAGUAACAAUACACACUAUCUGCUCGGCUUAAUUUGUCACAAUUAUAGUUGAUGCUUAACACAGGAGAUUAUUUUUUUUGUAAGGGAGCUAAUUUACAAUUUCAAAAGGGAUCAAGUAAUUAUUUCCCCUACUGUACAGACUGUGUAAAAAGUAUGGGGACACUUUUUUAAUGCUCCUUUUCCACUCUCCUCAUUGAGACAUUGUAUAAGAAAAUAGCUUCACAAAACCAAUUUCAGCUCGGUGGGAGUCUGGAUAUGUUGAUUUAUUUUCAUUUGAGUCACUAGUAUUCAAUGAGGUUUUUUUGCACAGUACAAUGUUUAGCCACCCUCCACUUAUAUUUAUAUUGCAUUCUAUUUAUGUGGUCAGGUUUCAAGUGUUGCUACUGUAUAUUUGACUUUCUUUGUCGACUUAUGUGUCGCACGUAUUGGUGUUGGUAAUGUUAAAGGGCAAUAUGGAGCGUAAUAUUGAAAAGCAAUUCAUGUACUGAAAUGCAUUGUAUCAAAAUAUGUUUUCAUGAUUACUUCCAAAUACUUUUUAAUUACUAAGGUAAGAGAAAUUCUAUCACGUGUUUUGUUUUGAUGUAUUUAUAAGUGCUGAAUAUGUUAACUUUAGGUCAUAGGUUUUAUUGUCAUGUGAUUUUGCUGUUGGAAUUUUUAAAUUUCACAUCUUGGUACGAAUAUAAAAAGAAAACCUCCCAUUGUUUCUGUUAUGCCCAAACCCAAAUGAAGAAAUAAUAAAUGCUCGGUGCUUUGUCCCCAUAA